AUGGAGAUGAGUGGAGAGACGCAGCCUGCGGGUAUUGAUGUUGACUCGGAAUAUGACGACUACAUCGAAUCCGACGACACAGACCUAGACCGACAAUCCUUCUACGCCUCGACAGGCGGCGCCUCGCUUGCCUCGCGCGUAACCUCGUACCGGUACGAGAACGGGCGGCGAUACCACGCGUACCGGGAUGGAACCUACUACGCGCCCAACGACGAAGCCUACUCCAACUAUGAAACCAUUGUGCACCACCUGUGGCUGCUAACGCUGCACGACCAGCUCUUCCUCGCACCACUGACCUCCCCCUCCCGCAUCCUCGACAUCGGCACCGGCACGGGUCUGUGGGCCAUGGACAUGGCGGAUUUCUUCCCCGCCGCCGAAAUCACAGCCACGGAUCUCUCGCCCAUCCACUCGUCCAACGUGCCGCCAAACCUGACGUUCGAAAUCGACGACGCAAACUCGGCUUUCACCUACCCGCCGGACCACUUCGACUACAUCCACAUCCGCGGCCUGACAGGUUGCAUCAAGUCCUGGCCCGCCUUGUAUUCAAACUGCCUCGCCUCUCUAGCGCCAGGCGGGUGGAUCGAGCACCUGGAAUUCAGCGUCGAGACGUCCGCCUCCAAGACCUCCACCGCGUACUCGGACCAGAUCCUCACCGCCUUCAGCCAGAGCGUGCUAGACGUCGGCGCGCACAAGACGCACAUGUCCUUUGACGUCAUCCACUCCAUGCACCCCACGCUGGCGGCCGCGGGGUUCGUAGACGUGCACACGCAGACGUUCAUCUGGCCGAUUGGGCCGUGGCCUAAGGAUCCGUAUCUCAAGGACCUGGGGCGGUGGGGGGAGCGGAACUGGGCGGAUGGGAUUGAGGGGUGGGUUAUGGCAAUGUAUACAAGGAUGUUGGGGUGGACGUAUGACGAGGUCAAGGCGUUUGUGAGGGAUUUUCAGGGCGUGAUCAAGGAUCGGAGGGGCAGGUAUUGGCAGGAGGUUAGGGUGGUGUAUGCGCGGAAGCCGUUUGAGGGCGAGGUUGUGGUGGGGGAGGGGAUGGAGGAAGACAAGUCAUGA
Messenger RNA from Ascochyta rabiei, 1059 nucleotides. RefSeq lists its product as uncharacterized. The transcript is spliced from 2 exons. Bases 1 to 1059 code for a protein of 352 amino acids. The record is from RefSeq and is a predicted model, not a curated record. NCBI's taxonomy places the organism in Eukaryota, Fungi, Ascomycota, Dothideomycetes, Pleosporales, Didymellaceae. Gene Ontology annotation, molecular function: methyltransferase activity.